UGUAGUGUAAAAACGUCUCUCGUGUACAUCAAUCACACAUUUGUGCUCUUGUAAUCGGCAGAUUCAUUUCGUGUACUGUAAAAAGAAGGAAUUAAUUACGCGAAUAGUAUAUUGCAAUCACUUUAAUUUAUAUUCUUUUCUUGUGUUUUGUUUUUCAUAAUGUCUGAUUGUAAGAUAACGAGCUUACCAGAGGAGAUCAUAGCCAUCAUUCUCGGAUAUAAUGUUAUCACUAUGGAGGAUAUCAUCAACUUUCGAUGCGUGUGCAAGCAAUUUUGUUAUGCAGCCAAAUAUGACAAGUUCUUGGAAAAAAAGUUAUCUCAAAGAUGGCCCGAUGUAAAGAGACAAUAUAAAAUUUUUAAGAAAACAAAGGAUGGACAAAACAUGAACUUUCUUGCAAAAGGCCUAACUUGUGCGACACAGGUGCGAAACUGCUUGUCUCACAUUCUUUUUUACGAUUAUUAUUACAACAAUAAAUCAAAUCAAAAUUAUGACAUUGACCCAAUCGAUGAUGUAAUCGGAUUCAUUGAUAAUAUAGAUGAAUAUUUGAAUCGUUUGUUUGAAAAUGAACCUUUUUUUCGAAGACUUACCUCUGCAGAUGAGAUGAAAUACUUGUUCUAUAUUGACGAGAUUAAAUACUUCUUAUCACCAUCUCCACAAAAAAUUGAUCGCAAUUCAAUCGAAAGAUAUUGCGAAAUAAAAUUGUCUCACUAUGAAAAGCUAUCUUCGAUACGAAAUGAGUUGGACAGAUAUAUAGUGAAACCUGAAAGACAACAGCUUUUGGAAGAAAUUUGUACUUUCGUGGCAAAAUAUAUUCAAGUUCGAGAAGAUGUAUGUUACACGAAUGUAAGUGCAUCAUUGGAUACAAUCGCACAAGAGGUACUGAAUUCUCUUAGAAAGAAGCAUCCGAACCAUUCGAUAUUCUCUACGUCUGAUGAAACUUUUUCUUAUUGGAAAACCAACAAUAUCGAAGAUAAUCAUUGGAAUGAAACAGAAAGUACGCAGAUUAUGGAUACACUCCAGGAAUAUAUAUUUGGCACCUUGAACUUUCGACCAUGCAGGUCCUUUCGCGUACUUAUCAAUUGUUUGUGUAUAGAUUAUGUUUUACAAACUAAAUAUGGUCAAGAUAUCAUUGUAGUUACAAUAUAUCAUAGCGUGGCUAGAAGGCUUGGUUUACGAUGCGAUGUAGUAUUUGUUAAAACUGAAACCUGUAUAUUUUGGAAACCAAAAUUCGUCACUAAUAAUUUAGACGAUGCGCGAUGUUUUCACAUAAAAGACGAGCAUUUCCCGAUGUGUUUUAAUCAUUUUCCAGAACACUACACCGCGAUAAGAACUAAAGAGGUUGAAAAUUACUUAUUUAUUACUUCUAUUAAUUUUAAGUUAUUAAUGUACUUGUAAAUUUACAAAGAAUCAAUAUAUUACACUCUAUAUG
Molecule: messenger RNA, 1429 nt
Organism: Nylanderia fulva
Lineage: Eukaryota; Metazoa; Arthropoda; Insecta; Hymenoptera; Formicidae
Source: RefSeq, a predicted model, not a curated record